Messenger RNA from Patiria miniata (bat star), 2490 nucleotides. It is a transcript of the gene nsun6, whose product is annotated as tRNA (cytosine(72)-C(5))-methyltransferase NSUN6-like. Gene Ontology annotation, molecular function: methyltransferase activity; RNA binding. Gene Ontology annotation, biological process: RNA methylation. The record is from RefSeq and is a predicted model, not a curated record. The transcript has 9 exons. NCBI's taxonomy places the organism in Eukaryota, Metazoa, Echinodermata, Asteroidea, Valvatida, Asterinidae. The coding region runs from base 135 to 1562 and encodes 475 amino acids.
CAUGCAUAUACCAAGCGCAGAAAGGUCUAUAAUGCGAUAUCCCUUUGCCAUGUGUGGAUGUAUUAUGCAUGCAGGAACUUCAGUAGUCAGUACAUGUGCAUGUGGUACAUGUAUGUUGUUGUUUACACAUUACGAUGGCCUCAGUAAUGCUUCCAGAGGUGACAUUUCAACUUGAUGUGAAAGAACAUUUAGAAAAAUGUUUCUUGAAUGAAAAGGCCAUAGCCCAGGUUGGUGAGGAUGUAUGUAAGGAGAGAUGGACUAAUCUACUGACUGCAUUGAGUUAUCCUCCUGCUUGCACUGUACUGAGAGUCAGUACACUACAUCAUAGUAAGGAAGAUACCAAACAGUAUCUCAGUCAAGUUCUGCACCAGCAAUAUAGUCUUAAAGAUAGACCGCCUGCUGAUGUGAAUGAUCAUACCAACCUAGAUGACACAGUGGUGAUAUCAUCCAGCAGUGUAGCUGGUACCAGCAGGAUACCAGUGAUUCCGUCCUCUAAACAAGUCAUAGUAGAUAGACAGUGUGGCCUGGCUGUCAUGAGAGGGGCGGAUAUAUAUGCCCCUGGAGUUUUAGCAGCUUCAAUAGAUAUGGUUGAAGGAGACAAUGUGUCUGUUUAUGUUGAUGUCAAUGGCUUGUGUCGACGAGGAUUGACCAAACCAUUUGAUGGAGCUAAGGUAUUCCUGGGCAAUGGCCAUGUGGUCAUGAGUAGGAGAGAACUAUUUGUCACCAAUAGUGAGCCAAGAGGCGUUGCAGUCAGGCUGUGUGAGCCAGUCUUUGACUGUCCAUCACUGAAUGGCAUACUGACAGAUAGACUCUUCCUACAGAAUCUACCAUCCAUUGUAGUAGGUCAUGUCUUGAAUCCCGUAGCAGGCAACAGAGUGCUUGAUAUGUGUGCUGCUCCAGGAGGAAAGACUACACAUUUAGCAUCUUUAAUGAAAGAUCAAGGUGUGCUGAUUGCCUUAGAUAAAUCACAGAAUAAACUCAACAAAGUCAAGCAAAAUGCAAGAAGACUCGGUCUGAGCUGUAUACAAGCCUUCUCAUAUGAUUCAACCAAAGCGUGCAGUAGAGAUAUGGUGAAACUUUCAAAUCAUGAUACAGAAAUCAAUGCACCACCGUACCCUCCUGAAACAUUUGAUUGUAUCCUCUUGGAUGCACCAUGCAGUGGACUAGGACAGAGACCUCAGAUAUGCAACCAAUUACAACUCAGUGAACUGAAAUCUUACCCCGCCUAUCAGCGAAAGUUCUUGACCACUGCUGUUGAGUUACUGAGGCCAGGAGGAACACUUGUGUAUAGCACUUGUACAGUCACACUAGCAGAAAAUGAAGGAAUGGUAGAGUGGAUUCUCAACACAUUCCCACAACUUGCAUUAUCUCAACAGAUUCCUCAUCUUGGUGGAUGUGGGUUUGAAGGUACAGACCUAGAUGUUCAGCAUCUGAGUAAGCUCCAGCGAUUCCAUCCUGUAACAUCAUACACCUCAGCCUCUCCAACACACUGUAAUCUAGAUACCAUCGGAUUCUUCAUUGCCAAAUUUAUCAAACGUAUGGAAUGUGAACAAACAGGAUAACUUGUACUCUUGAAUUGAGCACAGAUUUGUUUCAUAUUUGCAGUGUACCUAGUCAGUUUCCCACAUGAUGAAUGAAAUGGUCAUUUUGUUCUUUUAAAACACUUGGGUUUUUUAACAGAAAAGCUUCAAAUUUUUGUUAUUGAUCUUUUUACCAAAGUUGUCUGUGUUCCCUUGUACAUGGUAUGUUCAACCCGUCCAAAAGGGUCCAUAGUGAACCUCACAGAGGUUUUGUGACAGUAUUACUACACUGUUGUUGCCAUGGUUUGAGCAGUCAGGAUUGAUGAUACAAAUUGGUCCAGUGAGUUGUAUUUCUUAAAGCCACUGUUGUAAACAUGCAUUUUACUGAACUUGUAUUCAUACCAAACCUGAAGUUUAAUUUUUAAAAAAUGGUCAUAAAUUAAAUGUUGAUUCAUAUUUUUGGAAUAGGGGUAGUGGAUUAAAGCUGCAUUCCAUCGUUUGCAGCUAUCCAAAAAGUAACUGUUGUAAUCAUUGUUGAAAAGCCUACUUGGUUUAAAGAUAAUAAUGGGACUAAACUCCCUGUGAAAUUGUUCUUUCUGGCAAGCUGUUAAAUUGUUUUGAAGAAAUUAAUGAAUGGAGGCUAUUCUACGAUGUGUCUAAAGAUGCACUUUUGUUGUUUCAAAUGAAGUAAUGCACAAAUUACCAAACGUGUUAAAAAAGGCACUAUUUGUUAAACACGCUAGUCAUGGCAAGUGUUAUAAUUGAUUUUCCCAUAUUGCCAAAUUUCAAGGGGCAUGUGCCCCCCAGCUAAGCCGCUGGACAUAGGGGAACAGUUGUUUGCAUUUAAGACCAUUUUUUUCAUCAAAUUUGUCACUAGUAUUAUAUUUGCUUCUGAAUCAUAUCCUGAUACAGAUGCUUGGCUCAUAAUUAUAGGUGCGACACAAUAAGAACUUGGACAGUCUCAAAGUAA